Epinephelus fuscoguttatus (brown-marbled grouper) is the source of this 4900-nucleotide messenger RNA. It is a transcript of the gene ppp1r13l, whose product is annotated as protein phosphatase 1, regulatory subunit 13 like. The transcript has 13 exons. Gene Ontology annotation, biological process: positive regulation of cell differentiation; regulation of transcription by RNA polymerase II. Gene Ontology annotation, molecular function: transcription factor binding. The coding region runs from base 239 to 2686 and encodes 815 amino acids. The record is from RefSeq and is a predicted model, not a curated record. NCBI's taxonomy places the organism in Eukaryota, Metazoa, Chordata, Actinopteri, Perciformes, Serranidae.
GGCUCGGGUUACAACAGCGCAGAGAGCCAGAGGGGCUGGACUCUGAGCCAAAAUAACUCCGCUCAGUAGCUGCGGAGCUAUGACUAAAUGUCUGGAGCAAUCGCCACAAGAGAGAAACACAGAGCGAGCAACCCGACUUCAGAAUCAGGAAGACAAGGAACUUUGAACAGUGCUGUACUUUCCUCUCGACUUUGGGACAGAAAAUCAUCAAGGAGCCGGACACUGCUACCUCACAGCCAUGACUUCUCAGACGAGCUUUGGCAGCAGCGUGCUGUUCCAGACGAUAAAUGAUGACCUUAAUGCAUCGCUGGCUACAGCAGAUGAGUUAUCCAGAGAGUUCAACUCCCUGCUGAAGGAGGCCUCCUCCAACAAAAACACCACAGAGUCUGGCUCUGAGACCAGCUCCUCAGUCUACAGAGAGAAGCCUCAGUCCACCCUCCUGUCCAACACCUCCAUCACAAGGGAGUCAAGUAGCAGUAAUAAUGGCAGCAUCAACUCUAAGCCAUUCUCCCCCAGUUCAACAACUUACCGCACUUUGGACUCUGUCCUCUCCAGCAAUAAAAACACACCGUCCUCCCCCUCUAUUUACACCACCAGCCCAUCCUCCCCCUCUGUUUACACCACCAGCCCACUCUCAUCCCCCAAGAUCCAAAGGAACUCACGCUCUCCAGUUCCUCGAUCUGGAUCCGACAGCUACCCAUACAGCCAGCAGAGCCCCAGACAGUCACCUCACACCCCAAGGCGCAAUUCCCCCUCUCGUUACGACAGGAGCCCACGAGGCUCAAUCAGUUACAUGGACAGAUGCCCUUCUCCAAGCCCUACAGCAUCUUCUUUUGACCAGCCACCUUGGUCUCCCCAGCUUCACUCCUCCUCCAACCUGCUGAGCCCUCGUGACAGCAACUCAAUGGGCCGUAGGUCGCCUCGUUCAGACAGAAGCCGCUCUCCUUUGUCUUUUGAUCAUCCCAUGUCCAACACGCUCCCUCGAAAUUUUGGUGGUUUCAAGCAACCUGACGAGGGGGUGCAGCGGCAGAAGAGCCCUGGCAAGUGGAAUGAGACAGAUCUAGACGUGUCCUACGAGAAGAAACCUCACCAUACCUAUGACAAGACAGAGUGGCUACGGCCGUCUGUGCCAAAUAGCAGCUGGAGAGAAUCCAACCUCGAUGGCCCUCCUCCAGUCCCGAGCCCCAAAAAGGAUCCUCGCUCUCAGCCACUCAAGUAUUCCCAUGGAUCUCUCCCUCGUAACACACGUAUAGCAGUACCUCCAGAUGUUUCAUCCCCAGUCCACUCCCCUUACCACCCUCAGCCCAUCAUCUCCCGUAUUUCCAUUCCCCCGACUUCUACUCAGUCUCGUCAGCAAAAGCCCAUCCCUCUCUCUGUCAUCAUGCGUCUCCAAAAUCCCCACUGGGGAGCAAUGGCAACCCGCCAUCCCAGAGUCCUGGGAGGAGAAGCUGAUAUGGCACCUUACCCACCACCUGUACCCAUCCCAAGGGAAUUCUUUCAUCAACCUGUGCCCCUCCCUCUGCAACACCCACCUGAGCUGAGACAGCCAGCCAUAUACAGUGAUGCGCUGAACUCAGGGGAUAUAGAUGCAGAGUUAGAGCGGCUCGACAUUGUUCAUCACCUGCCUGUGAUUUCGGAGAAUCCCAGCAUGCCAGAGGACAGAAGGGAGGGUGCGCCCCCUGCUCCCCGGCCCCUCAGCCCCACCAGGCUACAGCCAGUGGUGGCUCCUGAGGCCCAGAGCCAGGAGAUUCCCAACCUGGAGGAGCUGCUCCGCAUCCGGGCAGAAAUCCCUCGAGCCCUGAAGAGACGAGGCUCGGUGGACCACUCACAGCCCAUGAAGAGGGCCUCCCACUACCAGCCCAACCAGUACAAAAAUCUCAUCGACAAGCUGUUUCGCAGGAAGGAACACCGCCACAGGGGGGAGCAUGGUAGCGAGACUAGUGGCUCCUCAGAAGAGGAGGACUUUGCUACACCUCCUGCCCGUCUACCUGAACCCUCGGUGCUUCCUGAUUUCAAAAACUACCAUUCCAUCCUACGGCAGUCCAAACGGGAACACAGAAGUUCUGGGAAGCGAGCUCGACUCAGCCCGCUCGUCCUGCUGUUGGAUGGAGCAUUGGUCGGAGAGCUGGAGACAGUGCAGAGGGCCGUGCAGGAGGUGCAAGACCCUAGCCAACCCAAUGAUGAAGGCAUCACUGCUCUCCACAAUGCCAUCUGUGGGGGACAUUACAAUGUGGUGGACUUUCUGGUUCGCAUAGGAGCCAAUAUCAGCGCACCUGACAGCCACGGGUGGACUCCGCUGCAUUGCUCAGCUUCUUGUAACGACCGGCCUCUGUGUGAGUUUUUGGUGAGGAAUGGAGCUGCAGUCAUGGCCAUGACAGAGAGUGACGGUGCUAUCGCCUCCCAGAAGUGUGACCCCUACGCUGUUGGGUAUGAGGAGUGUGAGAGCUUCCUUAGGGGUGUGGAGGAGGCCAUGGGUGUGGAAAACAGCGGGGUGUUGUAUGCUCUGUGGAGCUACCCGGCCCAGUCGGCCGAUGAGCUGAGCUUUAAAGACGGAGACAUGGUCACCAUCCUGCGGAAACCUGAAGGGUCAGAUUGGUGGUGGGCCUCACUCUGUGGCAGGGAGGGCUUUGUUCCAAACAACUAUUUUGGGCUUUUCCCAAAGGUUCGACCAAAAUCUCUCUGCUAAGUGGUCUCUUGAUGAUGGUCAAACUGGUGCAGAGGACCGUCUGAAAAAAACUGAGCUUCACAGCUUCACACUUGUUGUUUGACAGGAAUGUGUCUGUGUGAUUAUGAAAAGGCUGUAUUGCUGCAGGGCUUGAGAAAUGGUUUUGAUCUGUCAGUCAAGGAGAGUUGAAGGAGAAGUCUCAGUAUUCAUUUUGGCCUCGCUGACAGGGAUAAAUCUUUCUAGAAGACAUCAUUUGUACUGGCUCUGCUGCAGGAUAUUUUUUCUAGUAAAGCUACAACUCUGUGCUAUGCUAAACCUCUUCUGUCAAGCUCUGCCUGUCUAUCCAAAGGUCACAAAACGGCGAUAUUCACUGCUGUUUUUGCUCAGCUGUGUUCCAGUCAGACAUUGACUUUUCUGACUCAUUGGCUGGUUACUAAUCAGAAUGCAAACAGUGACUGUUCAGUCCAUUCAUCAGCGAGGUCAGUGUAGCUGUAUGCUGUCAGCAAACCCAUGAUUGCUCAAUUUAGAAAAGGGCUGCUUCAAUCAGAGCAAAAUCAACUUCUCAUUACUGGAGCAGAGUUGUCUGCAGCUACAUCAAAGAAGCACCGAAAACUGUUAGAGUUGUCAGGAGUUGACAUGGAGCUGUUAUUCUUUUAUGAUAUUGCUAAAGUGUUCUCAGUGUACAUAUCAUUGUUUUUGCAUAUUAUUAUCCAAUGGAUUCUAACAGAAAGUACAUUCAUGAUUUUACAGGCCAAAUAUUAUUUUUGAAGAGAUGUUUAAUGUGGCUGCAGGCUUUCCAUAUUUUCAAAUGAGCCUCACCAAAAAUGUAACGGGUCUGGCUGGUUUAGGUUGAGGCCCUUCAUGCUGCCUGAAUAAGUCAAUUUCUAUGGAAACAUUUUUUUUUUUAUGACAAUGAAAGUGGUCUUUUGUAGAUACGUGUAUUUUCACAGAGGUAGAAUGGAUGUUUGGUGAUGUAUUGGUUUUGUGGGUUGCUGUGUUUUUUUAAUCAGUUUUCAGUGUAACGAUAACUGCUGUGCACUUAACCACUACCCUCUCAAGCAUGGGCGGAUUAUGAGACAAUGGGCCUCUGGGCACAGUUGUGCAAAAGGCACCCCAGGAGCAAGACACACAGAUUUUAUAGUUGUUUAUCCUCUUUUUGAUAUUUUGCAUCUCUUUGUAGUCAUUAUGCAUCUCUCCUUAGUCCCUUUUACACUGCCUGUUCUAGGCAGGAAUGUCACGCUGUUAUUCACGCCUCACCAUUCUUUAUUAACAGUAUGAUUGCGGUAAGGGGAGAUAAAGUUGUCUUACCUUUAAGCGGGCAGUGAAGCUAAUAACAGUGCAGAAGUGACGUCUGUGUUAAAAGGAACAGCAGGUGGGAUGGGACCACAGACAGGACAGGUGUGGCAUUUUGACGUUGUGUUAUGUUUGUGACCCACCAUUGGAAGAUUUAAAAAGCAGGUAGCAGCAGUUAGCAGCUAAUUAAAAAAGACAGUGAGGUCCAGGACCGCUUUACCCUCCAAGCAGAGGGACGGUAAAUGAUUGUUAUUGCUGUGUUCUGCCAUUGUUAUUGAAACUGCUGGCGACUUAUAUGUCCCACUGGAGGCUGUUGUGUUACAUGUCACUCCCAUCAUGCCUCUUUUGCUUCCAAGAUACCGGCAUGCUAUCUAAAAACACACUCGUGGGUGGCAUGAUGCUGCUGGAGUUUGGUUCUAUUUAAAAAUGCAAAGGCGGCCUAAUUAAAGGGACUUCAUAGCCUUAUAGCAUGAACUCUGUGUAAAAAGGGCUACUGUGUCUCUUUACAGCCCUUUUGUAUCUCUUUGUAGUCGUUGUGUGUCUCUUUGUUGUGUUUUCAUGUUUCUUUGCAGCCAUUAAAGUCUGAGGGGGCCCUGAAACUCUGGGCCCCUGGGCCAGUGCCUGAUAGGCCCAUUCAGUAAUCCAUCCAUGCUCUUAAGAGGCGCACAGUAACCAAAUGUUUAAAUACUGAAUAAAUACAUGAGUCACAUGUUUUUGGCUUCCGUUGGAAUUGUUUGUCCAAGUCAAGUCAAAUGUCCCUUACUGACCAGCAGGUGGCACUGUAUAUUCAAGUAUGAAUUCAGCACCAACUUCAUGUUUUUGUUUGUCAACACCACCUGCACAUAUGACUAAUGUAUGUUGUAAAACAUCAUUUAUUCAGGCUGUUUUGUGAAGCAUCAGGCCUGUAUGUUGUGUGUUAUAUUAAACCCUGUUAGUAUUUUA